Molecule: messenger RNA, 1878 nt
Organism: Ictidomys tridecemlineatus (thirteen-lined ground squirrel)
Lineage: Eukaryota; Metazoa; Chordata; Mammalia; Rodentia; Sciuridae
Source: RefSeq, a predicted model, not a curated record
AUGGCCCUGAAGCACUCCUGCUGCAUCCUCUCUGGGGCCGCUGGCGCCUUCCACCCUGGCCUUGCCCCCGCAGCCUUUGCCAGAGCCAGCUCUUGGUUGGCCCAUGUAGAAAUGGGACCCCCAGAUCCCAUCCUGGGAGUCACUGAAGUCUACAAGAGAGACACCAACAGCAAAAAGAUGAACCUGGGAGUUGGUGCCUACCGAGAUGAUAAUGGAAAGCCUUAUGUGCUCCCUAGCGUCCGGAAGGCCGAGGCCCAGAUUGCUGCAAAAAAUUUGGACAAGGAAUACCUGCCCAUUGGUGGACUGGCUGAAUUUUGUAAGGCAUCUGCAGAACUAGCCCUGGGUGAGAACAGUGAGGUGUUGAAAAGUGGCCGGUUUGUCACCGGGCAGACCAUUUCUGGAACUGGUGCCUUAAGGGUCAGAGCACAUUUUAUGGAAAGAUUUUUUAAGUUCAGCCGAGAUGUCUUCCUACCGAAACCGUCCUGGGGAAAUCAUACACCCAUUUUCAGGGAUGCUGGCAUGAAGCUACAGGUUUAUCGGUACUAUGACCCCAAGACUUGUGGUUUUGACUUCACAGGCGCCAUGGAAGACAUUUUGAAAAUGCCAGAGCAGAGUGUUCUUCUCCUGCAUGCCUGCGCCCACAAUCCCACAGGAGUGGACCCUCGUCCUGAGCAGUGGAAGGAAAUAGCGUCUGUGGUAAAGAAAAAGAAUCUCUUUGUAUUCUUUGACAUGGCCUACCAAGGCUUUGCCAGUGGUGAUGGUAACAAGGAUGCCUGGGCUGUGCGCCACUUCAUCGAACAGGGCAUUAAUGUUUGUCUCUGCCAAUCAUAUGCCAAGAACAUGGGGCGGGUGGGAGCCUUCACCGUAGUCUGCAAAGACGCUGAUGAAGCCAAAAGGGUGGAGUCACAGCUGAAGAUUGUGAUUCGCCCCUUGUAUUCCAACCCUCCUCUCAACGGGCGGAUGGCCUCUACCAUCCUGACUUCCCCGGAUUUGCGAAAGCAGUGGUUGCAGGAAGUGAAAGGCAUGGCCGACCGCAUCAUUAGCAUGCGGACCCAGCUGGUCUCUAACCUCAAGAAGGAGGGCUCCUCCCACAACUGGCAGCACAUCACCGACCAGAUCCGCAUGUUUUGUUUCACAGGCCUAAAGCCUGAACAGGUAGAGCGACUGACCAAGGAGUUCUCCAUCUACAUGACAAAGGAUGGCCACAUCUCUGUGGCAGGGGUCACCUCCAACAAAGUCGCCUAUCUUGCACAUGCCAUCCACCAGGUCACCAAGUAAUUUCCUGGUGCGAGAACAGAGACAACCUUUUUGUCGUCAGUCCCUGCCGUUGUGUGAUUCACAUGUAGGAUGAGGGAGGGUGGAUGGUGGAGAGGUCAUUUCUUUCAACCACAGUGCAUAACACUUAGUGAUUGGAUGUAUUUCUCAGAAAAGAACAUGUAGUGAGAUAGCGCAGAGGCAUCCAUGGCUGGUGUCUGGAACUCUGUGGCUUUAAACCAAACUCCUCCAUCAUCCUUUUAUCUGACUUUUUUGAAAGAGUUUACAUGUAUAAGAAAGUCACAGCACCAAAAACCUGUCAUGAUGUUGCAAUAUUUCAGAAGCUUUAAUGAAGCACUGUGUGGUGGAAGGGGUUCCUCUGCGGAUCCAGCUUGAGACAUAGCUCAUGCUAUAAGCUGAGUUGUGUCAUUAGCAGUCCACCUCACAUUUGUCCCCCCAUGGUGGAGCAUCCUAUCAACAGACCAUAUUGCACAAAUUGUGCUUUACAAAAACCAAUGGGUCUGUUGCCACUGCAGCAAGGAAAAUAAUAGAUGCUGUUUCCUGUCUUAUUUAAGAAAAUAAGGAAAAUGUCUGUCUCUUCUUACCAUUGCUGUUCUUUUCUUU